Eucalyptus grandis is the source of this 1471-nucleotide messenger RNA. RefSeq names its product leucoanthocyanidin reductase. Lineage: Eukaryota; Viridiplantae; Streptophyta; Magnoliopsida; Myrtales; Myrtaceae. Gene Ontology annotation, molecular function: oxidoreductase activity. Bases 221 to 1252 code for a protein of 343 amino acids. The record is from RefSeq and is a predicted model, not a curated record. The transcript is spliced from 5 exons.
CAUCAAUCUCCCCCUGCAGCCUCGCUAUAUUAACUCCAGUCUCCUCCCACGAAGUUGCUAAACCUAGUCCUCUUUAAAACAUCUCCACACAUACAUCCCCCCCUUAUCUCUUGACCCAACGGCAUGAACUAGACGAGACCCCUCGCGCUUCUGUGCCACCUCGGUCCGCUCAUAUUCUUUAAGGAAGAAGAACCCGAAACCCAAGCCCCGGCUUUCAACCAUGGCAGCGCCAACAUCAGGCUCAGGCCGGGUCCUCAUCGUAGGGGCGACCGGUUUCAUUGGCCGUUUCAUCACGGAAGCGAGCAUCGCUGAGGGCCGGCCGACAUACAUCCUCGUCAGGCCCCGCUCGAGCAGCUCCUCCAAGGCGAACACCGCCGAGACUCUGGAAAAGAAAGGCGCGAUAGUCAUACAUGGUUUGAUGAAUGACAGGAGUCUCAUGGAAGCAAUACUCAAGGAGCAUGAGAUAGAGAUCGUGAUCUCGGCUGCUGGUGGCGCGGACAUUUUGGAUCAACUCACUUUGGUGGAGGCCAUCAAAUCUGUCGGUACCGUUAAGAGAUUCUUGCCGUCAGAGUUUGGGCACGACGUGGACAGGGCCGAACCGGUGGAGCCGGGUCUCACCAUGUACAAGGAGAAGCGCAAGGUCAGACGGUUGAUAGAAGAGCAUGAUCUGCCCUACACCUACAUCUGUUGCAACUCCAUCGCCUCUUGGCCCUACUACGACAAUAGACACCCCGCUGAGGUCCUCCCACCAUUGGACCAGUUCCAAAUCUACGGAGACGGGAACGUCAAAGCUUAUUUUAUUGCUGGGACUGACAUCGGGAAGUUCACCAUGAUGACGGCGGAUGAUGACCGGACUCUGAACAAGUCAGUGCAUUUCCGGCCGCCUCGCAACAAAUACAACAUGAACGAGCUCGCGGCCUUGUGGGAAACGAAGCUCGGAUGCACCCUCCCUCGUGUCAUCAUCACCGAAGACGACCUCCUAUCUGCUGCCGCAGAGAAUUGCAUCCCGCAGAGCAUCGUUGCCUCGUUCACUCACGACAUCUUCAUAAAAGGCUGUCAAGUUAACUUCUCGGUCGACGGCCCCAACGAAGUCGAAGUGUGCAGUCUCUACCCGGAAGAACCCUUCCGCACCGUCGACGAGUGCUUCACUGAAUUCGCCGCCAAAUUGGGCAAGAAGGUCAAUCCCAAAGGAGAGGUCGCCGCGCAGAACCCCGUGAUGGAAUCCAUUGCGAUCGCAGCAACGUGUUCGUAAACAGUGUUUUCGCAUCGCAAGCAUCUUUGCGAUUUCCAAUUUAGGUGGAACAAAAAUUGCAAUUGAUCUCGUCCAGCGUCCCGUAAAGGAAGCGUCUAAUAAGUCCUGUCUGCAGCUUUGGAUGAUUCGUGUGGUCCGUAUUUGUUGGAAUCCUAUGCUCCGAGCUAAGAGUGCAACAGCUUAGAAAUGGAGUCCAUUUUUAAAUCUUGUCGAUUCGAA